UGAUUGUGUGUUUUAAUGAUUCUUACCUUCAUUUGAAGUUGGUGAUGUCCAUAUAUGUGGCAGUGGAAGCCCUCCCACCCCAACCUUCGGAAGCACUCUCACCCCAACCUGCGCAAGCCCUCCAACUCCAAUCAGCUCCUCAUCCUCCAAGGCAAUGGAGGCGUGCAAGGCCACCAAUUUUCCGUACCCGUGUCACCCUUUUUGGGAUGCCUGAUGAUGUUGUAUUGCGCAGAUACAGACUGCCACCUCAUCUAAUUCUAGACACUCUCUCCAUAAUAGAGAGUGAUCUAGAACAAUCCAUUAGGUAUCCUACAGCAAUACCAGCAUUGACACAAUUCCUUGCUGUGUUACAUUUUUUGGCCACUGGAUCAUACCCACAUGUAGUUGGUGACUUGGUUGGCAUGUCGCAGGGCCAGUUCAGUAAGGUCCUGUGGCGUGUUAGCCAAGUAUUUAUAAGCCGAGUAAAGCAAUUGAUAUCAAUGCCUUUGGAUGCUGGUGCCCUGGCUGUGGUGAAGCGGCAAUUUCAGGAAGGGGGUAGUCGCUUCCCACACGUUAUUGAGGUUGUGGAUGGGACACAUGUUGCCAUUGUUGCGCCAAGACAUAAUGAAGAAACCUAUAGAAACAGGAAACUGUUUCAUUCUCUGAAUGUAAUGGUUGUUUGUCGCCCAUCCCUCCAGAUCCUGUCCCUGAAUGCUAAGUUCCCUGGGAACUCCCAUGAUGCCCAUGUCAUUAGACAAUCAGGGAUAUGGCAAAGAUUAAAAACGAUGGAAGGCCAAGACAUGUGGCUAUUGGGAGACCGUGGAUAUCCUUGCACCCCCUGGCUCAUGACUCCUUACAGUAAACCCAGGCCAGGACCACAGUCAGCAUUUAACUCCGCGCUUACUGCCACUAGACAGCUGGUGGAGCGCAUGAUUGGUGUUCUUAAAGGGCGUUUUCGUGUGCUCCACCGCACUGGUGGCGACAUCAUGUAUUCGCCGGAGAUGCUGAUUGUUCCUGCAAAAUGUGGGCAAGCACAACGGCAAGCAGCGGCUGGAAGACCUCCAAAUUCAAGCCCAGUCCAAUCCCCUUCUCCGCCCCCCUCCCCUUCUGUGGCCCAAGUCCCCUCUCUGCCCCCUCCCCCUCUCUUUCCUAAUCCCCUUCUCCGUCCCACUCCCCCUCUCUUUCUCAAUACCCUUCUCCGCCCCACUCCCCCUCUCUUUCCCAAUCCCCUUCUCCGCCCCACUCCCCCCCUCUUUCCCAAUCCCCUUCUCCGCCCCACUCCCCUUCUGUGGCCCAAUCCCCCUCUACGCCCCCCUCCCCCUCUCUUUCCCAAUCCCCUUCUCCGCCCCACUCCCCCUAUCUUUACCAAUCCCCUUCUCCGCCCCAAUCCCCGUCUCCGCCCCCCUCCCCCUCUCUUUCCCAAUCCCCUUCUCUGCCCCACUCCCCCUCUCUUUCCCAAACCCCCUCUUUGCCCCCUCCCCCUCUGUGGCCCAACCCACCUCUCCGCCCCUCUCUGUGGCCCAACCCACCUCUCCGCCACCCUCCCCCUCUCAAUCUAACCCACCCUCUGUAACUAGCUCCCCCUUCCAUCCUAUUUCCCCAAUCCAGACUCCUUCCCCCAUCCAGACUCCUUCCCCCAUCCAGACUCCUUCCCCCAUCCAGACUCCUUCCCCCAUCCAGCCUCCUUCCGCCAUCCAGCCGCCAUCCCCACCUUCUGAAUGGGCAGCAGAGGCCCCGGAGGCACUUCAGGGAGGUGCUCAAGUGGCAGAGGAGAAUGGUGCAAUUGUAGAUCCCACAAGCCUGCCUGGCAUUCUGGCCAGUAUAAAGGCCAAUCUGAGGGCGUUGCUGGCCGACGUGGAACGGCUCGAAAAAUUUUACAAAAAAUAAAAUAAAAUUGGUUUUGUUUAAAAAAAAAAAAAAUUACUGUUCACAAAUAAACAAUUUUGUUUCAAGUUAAA
Pseudophryne corroboree (corroboree frog) is the source of this 1937-nucleotide messenger RNA. Its product is annotated as putative nuclease HARBI1. The coding region runs from base 45 to 1538 and encodes 497 amino acids. NCBI's taxonomy places the organism in Eukaryota, Metazoa, Chordata, Amphibia, Anura, Myobatrachidae. The record is from RefSeq and is a predicted model, not a curated record. The transcript has 5 exons.